Molecule: messenger RNA, 5719 nt
Organism: Phlebotomus papatasi
Lineage: Eukaryota; Metazoa; Arthropoda; Insecta; Diptera; Psychodidae
Product: homeotic protein spalt-major
Exons: 10
Coding region: 807-5537 (1576 amino acids)
Biological process (GO): regulation of transcription by RNA polymerase II
Cellular component (GO): nucleus
Molecular function (GO): DNA-binding transcription factor activity, RNA polymerase II-specific; RNA polymerase II cis-regulatory region sequence-specific DNA binding
Source: RefSeq, a predicted model, not a curated record
AGUGCUGCUUUGACGCGCGUUUCGAUUGAAUCUAAAACGGUGCGUGGUGCGAUUUUGCGUAAAAACCAGUCAUUUUAUGUGCAUUGUGACGGAUUGACAUUUAGCAACGGAGAUAAAGAUAAAAGAAGAAAAAUCCCGUGACACCAGUUUUCGUGUCUCCUUCUAAAACAUACCCUUUGUCCAUGGACUCGUGCGAAUGUUCGUACAAUUGGCCAAGACAGGUGUUCAAAAGGCGUUCAAGAACGUUUUUCACUUGAGACUUUUCGAAGCGUGUUACCCAUCAAAUGAACAUAUUGAUGAACUCUUGUGCUUUAAUUAGAUAUUUGUAAGUUUGAUCAUUUUUUUUUUAUCAAUGAUCAUACAACUCUAUCAAAAUCGAUUAUUCGAUUAGUUUGCAUUUUCGGCGGAUAUUUUCUUCUUGAUUUUCGAACAAGAAUUUUCGGUUUUUUUGGUGUUUCAUUCAUCUAGCCAGAGAGAUAGGGAAAAAAAGUGAAAAAUGGGUAGAACGUGAUUUAAAUAAAUGAGAUAGCAUCUAAAACACUAAAAUGUGCAAUUCACUGAAAGUCCACCUUCAGUUACAUCGGAUUCAACAAUUUAAAUUCGAUGAUCGAAAAUCGUGUGAACUCAAUGAAAUGCUGAUUUGAUGUGAAUAUCGCACUCAAUCGGAAAAGUUUGAAAACAAGUGAUUAGAAUUAUUAAAAACAAAACCAGAAAUACCAAAAAAAUAAAUAAAACUCUGUGAAUUAUUGACAAAGAACACUGAAAAGUAUCGCAGAGAUUCAAGUGUUGUGAAUGGUGGGUGGAAGAUGAUACAAUUCGGAAUUGUUAAGUACGGGAUACUGAAGAAAUUUAAAGACAAGCCCAGACCAAAUAGAGGUGAUAGUGCAGGCUCCUGCUCCGAAGACGACACCGUGUUGUCUGAUUCAAAUCCUCGGUUAACGUGCGAGCGAUGUCGCGAGACCUUUGCCGACGAUCAAGACUUACUGGAUCAUCGGGACACAUGCAGCAUAUCACCUACCACCAUUCCCGUAAAAGCUGAACCACCCGCCUCACCAGAAGUGGCGGGUCACAGUAGUUCCCCGGACUGUAGUCCGGUAGAAAUAGCCAAAACGGAGCCAUUGGGGGCUGAAGAGGAGUCUCCUGAGGUCCCUGAACCCAUUGACUCAGGCGGUGUGGAAAAAGCACUGCGCCAUAGUCAGGAUGCUGCCAAUAAUAACAGUAGCGAGGGUGAUGAAGAGGCCGAAGAGGAGGCUCCCGAGGAGGAAGAGGAAGAGAACAUGGAAAGACAGGAAAUAGCUGAAGGAUCAGAUAUACCUUGUCCUGUUCCGGGAGGUCCUUUUCCUCCCAGCCAUGUUACCCUAGAAGCGCUUCAGAAUACAAAAGUGGCCGUAGCUCAGUUUGCCGCCACGGCCCUUGCCAACAAUGGCGACAAUGAAGCCGCCCUCAAAGAACUUGCAGUGUUGCAUUCCACGCUCUUUACCCUGCAACAUCAGCAUGUUUUUCAAUUGCAACUGAUUCAACAGUUGCAAUCGCAAUUGUCCAUGAAUGUGCCCAAAUCGGCCGGGAGUAUCGGUAAAGAGGCAAGAGGAAUGGAUGAAAAUGAGGAGGAACAAAUGGAAGUUAAGGAUGACCUGGAGGGAUCUGAAGAUCCAAUUGAUGCUGACGAUAUGAGUGAUAAGCACGAUGAUGAGGAUCUAUCAAAAUUGGAGCCAGAAGUCAUCAUUAGCAGGGAUCCCAGUCCAGAGCCAUUGGUGAAAAAGUCUCCGUCAUUUGUUGACAAGAGAGACGAACAACCCCUUCCCGCCACCCAACCCCUUAUUCCAUCACUGGCCUCUCAUCAGCCACCGAGAAUUCCCUCUCCCAUGAAAGCCCCCAUGUGUCACAUAAGUUCCUCCCUUGCAUCCAGCAUAAUUACAAAUCACGAUCCACCGCCAUCACUGGAUGAACCCAACUCCCUGGAAAUGCUCCAGAAGCGUGCCCAGGAGGUGCUGGAUUCGGCCUCCCAGGGGCUACUAGCUGGAAAUUUGGCCGAUGAAUUGGCAUUCCGGAAAGAUAAAAUGUCACCAUAUGACUCAAAGGGUAAUCGCAAUGAGCCCUUCUUCAAGCACCGUUGUCGAUACUGUGGUAAAGUUUUUGGCUCCGACUCUGCCCUCCAGAUUCAUAUUCGCUCCCAUACAGGUGAGCGUCCCUUCAAGUGCAACGUCUGUGGCAGUCGUUUUACAACCAAAGGCAAUCUCAAGGUGCACUUUCAGCGGCAUACUAGCAAAUUUCCCCAUGUCCAGAUGAAUCCCAAUCCCAUUCCGGAACACCUGGACAAAUACCAUCCACCACUGUUGGCACAGCUGUCUCCCGGACAUGCACCACCUCAACACACCUCCCUGCCACAUCCGCAAUUGCCUGUGUCGGUACCCGUUCCUUUUCCACCGGGUGCUGGAUUUCCCGGACUACCACUGUACCGGCCUCCAUUGGAUCUCCUUAAACCCGUCGGCGGACAUCCUCAUCCUCUGUUUGGUCUAGCACCACCUCAGCAUCCUGAACAAGAUAUGCCAGCUGAUCUGAGUAAACCGUCCCAGGCUUCAAAAUCACCAUCUCCGACUAGAGCUGUUGUGCCCAAAGUCAAACAGGAGCCGCGGGAAGAGACAAUGACCCCUCCACAGGAGGCUCAUCAUACACGGGAUCGAUCUCCACGAGACCGAGGUAGGGAGAGUGUUUCUCCACCUCGGGGGCGUUUUGAUCAAGAAACCGAUCGAUUUUCCCCUCCGGCCAAUUUCGAUGAUUGCUCCAUGGAAAGUAAAUACAGUGAGCAGCGUGAUGGUCGUGACCAGGAUCAGCCUGAAAACUUAUCUGCCAAAGCCGCUCCCAGAUCUCCGCCAAGCAGUGCUAGUAGUCAAGCAUCUGGGUCCAUUUUUCACGGUUCCACUGGUGGUCCCGAUCCCACCAAGGAUCCCGUCCUCUAUUCCUCCCUUCUGCCCCGUCCCGGCAGCAAUGACAACUCCUGGGAGAGUCUCAUUGAGGUAACAAAGACAUCGGAAACGUCCAAAUUGCAGCAGUUGGUGGACAAUAUCGAGCACAAACUCACAGAUCCCAAUCAGUGUGUCGUGUGCCAUCGAGUAUUGUCCUGCAAAAGUGCCCUCCAGAUGCACUAUCGCACCCACACGGGCGAACGACCAUUCCGGUGUCGCAUCUGUGGGCGAGCCUUUACCACCAAGGGCAAUCUUAAGACUCACAUGGGAGUGCAUCGUAUGAAGCCGCCAAUGAGGACACUGCAUCAGUGUCCGGUAUGUCAUAAGAAGUACUCUAAUGCCCUAGUGCUACAGCAGCACAUCCGGAUGCACACUGGAGAACCCACGGAUCUCACUCUUGAGCAAAUUCAGGCAGCAGAAGUCCGAGAUUUCCCAUCACUCUCUCCUGGACCAUUUGGCAUGGGUCCCUUUGGAUUUCCCCUUGGGGCAGGUGUUCCUGGUCAUGUAGGUGGUUCUGGAUCUUCACAGGGUGACAAUGAUGAUUUCAUGGAGGAUGAUGAGGAUUUUGACGAGGAAAAUAGUAAUUCCGGGGAUCAGGGAAGUACAUCUGGAAAUUCUCUGCCGACAUCUCUGGCAGCUCUGGAAAAUCAAGUUCGCACAAUCACCACAAUGGCAUCUCAAUUGUCUGCCUCGGGUCUCACAGCUCGGUCCACAGAAGACCUCCCACGUGCUCACUCCAUCUCAAGCCAUGCUGCCAGCAAUGGUGAACGGAGUCCACCGCCACAGAGUCCGGGAGCAGCUCAACCAUCUCCGGCUCCAUCAGAGAGCUCAACUGGGGGUGCUCUGGAUCUUACGCCACGAUCCAGCGUUGCUCCUCACUGUAGUCCACCAAUAUUGCAUGGUGGUCCACCUCUUGGAAUGUUUCCUAAUUUCCCACUCCUUCCCCAUGGUCCUAUUGCCUCCUCAACGCCAAUGAUGAACAGCGCACUGAACUCUCUGGCCCAGUCUGUGCUGCCGGCGUCACCGUUCAAUCCACUUGGCAUUUCUGAUGAUCUCUUCGGGUACUCAAGAUUUGGUGUUCGUGGCAAUACAACGUGCAAUAUUUGCUUUAAGACAUUCGCGUGCAACUCUGCACUCGAGAUUCAUUACCGCAGCCACACUAAAGAGCGACCCUUUAAAUGUACAAUUUGUGAUCGUGGUUUUUCCACAAAGAAUGAAGAACUCCUCCAUACAUCCUUUCACACAUCCAAACGAGGCAAUAUGAAGCAACAUAUGCUGACGCAUAAGAUACGAGACAUGCCACAGCAUAUGUUUGGCAACUCCACGGCGCCCUCCUCGGAGGCAUCACAGAUGCGCCAGGAGAAUCGCUCAGAGAGCAGUAGCAAUUCCAUGGAUGGUCGCGGAAGCAACCACGAACAGGAUAAUGAUCGAGAACGCUCUAUGCCUUCGCAUCUUCUUAGGCGAUCGUCCCAUGAUGGUUCUCCCAAUGGGGAAUCAAUAAAGCACGAACCUGGUAUGAAGAGGUCUCCGUCGGAACUUGAUCAUCCGUCGCUUCCGAAACGACCGCUAACAUCUUCCUCUGGGUGUCAGCCAACAAGUGCAUCAAAUCCACCACCAUCGUCUAAGACACCCACCCCAGUUGCACUUCAACGUCCUCCGUCACCUCCACUGCCGCCGAUAUCUCUUGUAGCAGCACCAAGUAAGUCUCCGACAUUGGGCCAUAAGCCUGAACUGGGUCUGCUGCCACUGCAGCGUGAAAUGGAACGAUCGGAGCGGUUGGAGAGGGCAGAGAGGCGUGCCACGGAGGAACGUUCCACGAUCUCACAGCCACCAUCGAGUGCAGCCUCAGAUGGCACUAACAGCAAGCACUUGUGUGGUGUCUGUCGCAAGAACUUCAGCUCAAGUUCUGCUCUGCAAAUUCAUAUGCGCACCCACACUGGUGAUAAGCCAUUCAGGUGUUCCGUGUGUCAGAAGGCUUUCACAACAAAGGGAAAUCUCAAGGUUCACAUGGGUACUCAUAUGUGGUCGAACGGAGCUUCUCGUCGAGGCAGACGAAUGUCAUUGGAGCUACCGCUCAACAGACCGCUGCCCUUGAACCCGCAGGACUCAGAAUUCCUUCAGCGACGACCAGACCUCUUCUACCCGUACCUACCGGCCCCCUUCCUUAACGGCAUGCAGCAAAAGCAGCAAGGCGGUGGUCCUGGUGGUUUGGGUUCACCGCCUGGACUGACCAGCAAGUAUGCGGGUCUUCUGGGCUUCAGUGGCUUCAUGCCGGGCGGUCAUCCGUUGGCUGGCGUUGUCCCAGGCGGUGGUCAGCACCAUUCGCCCUCGCCAUCGCCACUGAGUGACAAGCCACCGUCAUCAGUAAGUCCUACGCCAAGUGUAGGGGGCGGUGAUGCCGACGGUGGUGGAUCACCACGUCGCGAUCAGGGUACACCGCAACGGAUCUGGGAUCUGCAUUAUGAACGAAAGUCUGCCAAUGCCAAUGGUACCGUUGGGGGUGAUGCAACGGCUGCCAUAGAGGGUAUGGCCCUUCUAGCGCCCCCAACACGCGGUGAGAGUCUCGCUGCAUAGUCUCAUAUCUGUAAUUCUCACAUAUCCAACGGCAAGAUGUCCACCAUUACUAUCCAAAACUGGAUUCCCUCUCUAAGUUUAAGGAAUCAAAUGCACAGAAUUCCCUGCGUAGUGGGAUUCACGUGAUUAUUAUUUUAAUUUCUUAGAUUGAUUUUUUUCUCUGACGGAAAAGAAAAGAAAAA